AUGCCCAAAGACUCAGUGCAUGAACCGAAAUCACAGCUGGCCCAAGUUUGGGUCAAAGCAUGGAGAAAGGUCUAUCAUCCUCUCGGCUUCAAAAAGGGAUAUAACUUUCCCUUAUUCGUGAUCCUGGUAGGAGCAUUGAUGGGCUUCGUGCUCGCUCGGCUCCAGUAUUUGAGUAUUAAUGGCAUCUUCUUGACCAAAACCAUCCCCGGCGAUGCUGUCCAUUAUCAGACCGGAACCAAGCGGGUUGGGAUAAUUCUCCACCUCGGUGCUAUACUCCCGGCGGGUUUUCUGGUCUGUUUUCAAUUCGUGCCCGUCAUUCGACACAAAGUAUUGCUCUUCCACCGCUUGAACGGAUACGUGAUCAUUCUGCUCUUGCUCGUCGGCAACGCAGGCGCAUACAUCAUCAUCCCCGUCGCAGCCGGCGGAUCACCGAGUACCCAAGUGGCUUUGGGUCUGCUGGCGGCAAUAACCACGAUCUCUACGGUUCUCGCAUAUGUCAAUAUCAAAUGUCUUCAGAUCGAUCAGCAUCGCGCCUGGAUGAUUCGAACAUGGGUGUACGCUGGCAGCAUCAUCUCCGUACGGCUGAUCAUGAUGGCCGCAAAUACCUUCAUGGCCCAACAUCAGUCGGGACACUGGUACGAUGUUCAGAGCUGCGCCGACAUCUGGGCUCAAUAUACCCUCUACGGUGCGCCAGCGGGUGAGGGCAAUCCCACGCCAUACCUCUACCCGCAGUGUACUGGUCCAAACGCCAGUGUGCCUGUCGCCGUCAAGGCCAACAUCAAUGGCAUGGGUCCUGAGUCUACCACGGCAUCGUUCCACCUCACAUUCGGCAUGGCGCUGUGGCUGUCCCUUGCCAUUCACGCCAUCGGUGUCGAAGUGUAUCUGCAGUUGACUCCCGCCGAGACUGAGAGGCUACGUCUUGUCAGCUAUGAGAAACAAGUUGAAGCCGGGUUCAAGCGACCAGGGCGUGCGGGAUUGACCGUCGAUCGGUUUGGGGAUGCACCCGCCUGGAAGCCCAUUAAUCAUCUCGAAAUGGAUGACUCAGAGGGAGAUUCGAAGUAA
Messenger RNA from Rhinocladiella mackenziei CBS 650.93, 1062 nucleotides. RefSeq lists its product as uncharacterized. NCBI's taxonomy places the organism in Eukaryota, Fungi, Ascomycota, Eurotiomycetes, Chaetothyriales, Herpotrichiellaceae. The transcript is spliced from 2 exons. The coding region runs from base 1 to 1062 and encodes 353 amino acids. The record is from RefSeq and is a predicted model, not a curated record.